UCGUUCCCAUCCCAGACACACAGCCCGCUUUACACCAGUCAGGUGCCGAGGGCGCAAUAACGGAAUACAUACAAUGGACUUCCAGGUUGUUGUGUCCUUCUGCUUCGCGCCGUCGAGGCAUUUGGUGGCUCACGCGUGGCUUGUGAGAAACACGCCUCGACCCUUAAAGAUCGUCCAAGAGCUUCCUCCUCUGGUUCCAAAGUCCAUCGGCCCGCAGCCGCCCUUGAGACAAUUCGGAUAACUCAGACCCAAGCGGGUGCAAUGCCCCGCGUGGCUAGCGGCAGGGGCACAACGCCGUCUUGGACGGAGCUUGACAACUCAGCCAACCCGGCACGCCCGGGUCUCAACUCCCCCGAUCCGACCGGCAAUCGCGAGACGGCAUUUGCUGACCAUGCCCGUUGCCGUCCCGCAACUCAGGGUAGUGAGUUACUCAGCUGCUCGUCACCAAGCCAGGUAUUACCGUCACCCAGAAAGAAGCAUGUCGACGGCCGCGCGAGGAUGCCCAUUUGCCAGCGUCCGGAAUCAGUUCCGUGCUCACUCGGCUCCGAAAUGAACCCUCCCCUUCCGGUCACGCCACUCAGACGGCGAAAGGAAGCAUCCAUGCUGUCGGUACCCUCUAGCUCCCGGCAAGAUCAAAGAAGACUGCGUCCGAUGGUGCGGUUAUUGGUCGAACAUCACGCAGUCCCUCCGGUAAUGGCAAAGUUGCCAAGAUACUGGCUUGAGGGCUGGGGGAUCAGCGGGGCCCACGACACCUGUUCCGUCCUGGCGGGACCGCCACUGCGGAAGGCGAACUUCAGGAGACGACUGCACGGCAUGGUUAGUGCUUUUUUGGCAAACCCGGGGUUUACGGCAAGAAUGAUGUCCCCGUUGGUGGUAGGAUCGAUGAAGUUGAGGGGGAGUCUCAUGCAGUGGGGAACGCCCCAUGGUUGUUUCGGGGCUGACCGCCGCAGGCGCCAACUGAACGGGUGGCCAAUCGCGGCGGACCCAGCUGAAAGUCCCCCAGACGCCGCUCUGGUGGUGGGCUGGCGCGGCACGCAGCCCCGACAUCACUGUCAUCCCCCUUCACCAGAACCACGCGGGGAUGCAAAUGAGUCCUGGGAUUUUGAAAACGCCUUCCCAUUUUCCCCUGUUCCCUCUUUCUCCUUUGUGUUUCUUGCAUAGGGAACGUAUUCAGCUGCUUGCAUGAGAACCAAUCCCAAACCGUUCCUCUCCCCCAGGAACGGCCGCGUGGGUGACCAGCAAAAGAAAAGAGAAACCGGCCACGCCUGGACAUGCCUCUGCAUAGAUCCGGAGUUACCGCCGCGCAAGGACGAGCCGUCGAUCGUCGCAUCACGCAUGCGCGCCAGGGCAGCAUCCGACGCAAAAGCAAUCAAGCAGCAC
Chaetomium fimeti is the source of this 1380-nucleotide messenger RNA. RefSeq lists its product as uncharacterized. The transcript has a single exon. The coding region runs from base 262 to 1161 and encodes 299 amino acids. The record is from RefSeq and is a predicted model, not a curated record. NCBI's taxonomy places the organism in Eukaryota, Fungi, Ascomycota, Sordariomycetes, Sordariales, Chaetomiaceae.